AUGGCGGUGGCUGCGCUGUCACAGCUGCCCUGUGUGGUUGCACAUCAAAAAAAGUGCCCCCCCACACCCCACCAAGAAGUGUCAAGUCUACAGGUCCACGUGGCCUUGUGCAUUGCAGGCAUUGUUCUGAUGUUCAGUGCCAAUUCUCUGAUGUGGACCUUCUUUAGCCGGGGCCUCAGUUUCUCCAUGUCAUCAGCCAUUGCAUCUGUCACAGUGACCUUUGCAAACAUCCUCAGCUCGGCCUUGCUGGGCUAUGCGCUGUACGGCGAGUGCCAGGAGGUGCUCUGGUGGGGAGGCGUGUUCCUCAUCCUCUGUGGGCUCACCCUGAUGCACAGGAAGUUCCCACCUGUCUUGAAGGCCGCUCCGAACAAGCAGCAGUGACAUCCUGGGCGUGUGGCAGGAAGAUGACAGUGGAGUCCCGCCUCGGGUGGGUGUGUCCUGCGCGACUACUUUGGCCAUCUGGGUGUGCAGCACGCUGACUGUCACCACAGGGAGGUGCCAGGCCUUGAAGUCUGCCAGGCUGCCAAGGGGCCAGGCCCCACCCGCAGCUGCGAGGGCACAACCACCUGCCUGUGCCAGGAACACCUGCAGCGGCACUUUGACGCAAGGACCCCAGGGCCACCGCAGCAUGCCCCCAGAUGCAGGCGUCCUGGAUUCUGGGCCGCACCAGGUGGCAGUUAGUGCCACGCCACAGCCCAUUCUAGGCUGCCAGUCAGGGCCCUCCUGGGGGCUUUCUGACUUUUUGGGCAUGUGUUACACCAAGAGGAGGAAACCUGGGUUAAUAAAUGUUUUUUGUAUGGUAAAGCCCCCGGGUCUG
Octodon degus (degu) is the source of this 817-nucleotide messenger RNA. RefSeq names its product transmembrane protein 42 (gene Tmem42). The transcript has 4 exons. The record is from RefSeq and is a predicted model, not a curated record. Lineage: Eukaryota; Metazoa; Chordata; Mammalia; Rodentia; Octodontidae. The coding region runs from base 1 to 381 and encodes 126 amino acids.